Porites lobata is the source of this 345-nucleotide messenger RNA. The record is from the annotation of a GenBank genome assembly. Lineage: Eukaryota; Metazoa; Cnidaria; Anthozoa; Scleractinia; Poritidae.
AUGAAGGACAAGACGUGUCCUAAAUCAUUCCAACACUUGGCAAGGGCAAACAUCCCGCCGGAUGAGACAUUUGUGAAAGAUAUAAAACAAAUCAAAGAAGAAACAGAACAAGGCUUCAUCUACGCCCUCCUACAGUACCACAAAAGACGCCUAAACUGCCAAGAGAACAAACUUAAAAAGGCUAAGCUCUCAAAAAAUACUAGCACAUUUGCUAGCACUGAUGUAAAUAGGUCGAUGCGAGAACAGUCGCACUCGGCGAACACAGAAAACAUUGUUAACCACGAUGUAAAUAAGGUAGAUAAACUGCAGCAAGAAUUCAACGAGCUCAAGCAAAUAUUGUACACA